AUGAUGCAAGCUGUAGCCACCCAGGCCAAGGCUUUCCCUUUCCACAGAUCCAAGGGGGUUGUCAGCAACAUGCAGAUCUCAGCUGGCUGGAUGCACUCAGGAUACCCUAUCAUGUGCCACCUGGAGUCAGUGCAGGAGCUCAUUAAUGAGUCAGGAAUGAGAAGCAAAGGUCUGUGGGGAGCCAUCCACGAGCUGGGCCACAACCAGCAACGGCAUGGCUGGCAGUUCUCCUCACAGACCUCAGAGACCACAAGCAGCCUCUGGUGCGGGGAGAACUUCAGGCAGGAUCAGAAGCAGCUCCUGGAAGGCAUCACGGAACUGGACCUCAACAGAGGGGGAAUCCCCUCAUACCUGCUGGUGCACGGGCCCCUGGCCUUUCCCCUGGGGCUGGACAGCUCUCUAAACUGCUUUCUAGCAGCUGCCCGCUAUGGCCAUGGUCGUGUGGUGCUGUGUGGCCAUGAGAGCAUGGUAUUUGAAAGCAACAUGGCAAAGUUUUUGAUCAACGCUGUACGCUGGCUGAAAGGGCAGCAGAAGGGGAAGGUUGGGGUGAGUCCACAAGUGAAAGCUUUGGGCAACUUGUUAACAAAACACGACGUGGAGUGGACCAGCACCACCCUUCCAACCCGCGACUUGAGCGUCUACUGCUGUGCCUCACUCCACAACGUGAAUGCCAGGAAGGUGGAGGACUUUGUUGCAGAAGGUGGAGGGAUACUGAUAGGCAGCCAGGCCUGGUACUGGAGUUAUGAUAACCCAGAUUCCAACUAUAUGAUUCAGUAUCCAAGUAACAGGUUCCUUAAGCGUGUUGGUCUUGGCAUUUUAAUUGAGUCAGGCAAUAAAGGCCGCUUCCCAGUCCCUAAGCCAGAGAUGUUGAAUUACCACAUCCGAAAAGUUCUACCCCAAUUUGAAUCCAUGCUGUUCAACAAGGGAAAGGUGUUAGAGAAGACCUGGCUGGAGAAGCUAAAAAAAGAUAUCUCCAAUAUGUUUCGAAUCCCACACAAUGGGAUUCCCAUCUAUGAGUCCGUGCACCAAAUCAUCCUGAAAAUGAUCAAACAAAAGGGCUUGCCCACUGUGGAUAAAGGAAACCCCAUCAGCAGGGCCAGCCCUCAGGAUCUCCUGACAGCCUGGGCCCGAGAGCUCUUCAAAUCUGGAACGCCCAUCUCUCUCUUGGUUGGUGAUAACUCCCCCCUCCCUUCCACGGAAUCUCCUGUCAGCAUUGAGAUCACCACAGACAACAGAGAUUCCUGGGUAAGCACCGGACUCUACUUACCUGAGGGACGAACUGCAAAAGUGACAGUGCCCGAGAACGCUGUUGCUGCAAAACUGAAGGUACAGAUUGGCUGCCACACGGAUGACAUAGGUGCAGCGAGCACCUACUACCGCCCCCCUCUGAUGACAUACCAGUACUACUUAAACGAAACAAACAAAAGCAUCUCCUGGCUCUGGGGAGGCCUCCUCUACAUCCUUGUGCCACGGAAGUACAACCUGGGCACUGUGCGGGUCACCAUCAGUGGGGCAGUGCGGGCUCCAUACUUCAAGCUGGGGAAGACAUCCCAGGAGGAGUGGAAGCGCUCUCUGCAAGGAAAUCCAGCUCCCUGGGGCGAGCUGGCCACAGACAACAUCAUCCUGACGGUGCCGACUGAAAACCUCAAGUCUGUAAAUAAUCCAGAGUCUCUGCUGCGGCUCUGGGAUGAGAUGAUGCAGGCUGCAGCCAAGUUGGCCUCUGAGCCUUUCCCCUACCGCAGGCCAGAGAGGAUUGUUACUGACGUGCAGAUCUCAAUAGGUUUAAUGCAUGCUGGGUACCCCAUCAUGGGCCUACUGGCAGUAGUGCCUGAGGUCAUUGAUGAGAAGAGAAUAAGAAGGUCUGGUGUUUGGGGUCCCCUCCAUGAGGUGGGCCACAACUUCCAGCGAUCCCCGUGGGUGUUCUAUCCCCACACUGUGGAUGCCGACUGUAAUCUCUGGACUAUCUAUGUGCAUGAGGGGAUUCUAGGCAUCUCCAGAGACAGGGCUCACCAAGCUCUGAGGCCAGAAAAUCGGAAGCAGAGGAUCAAAAUGCACAUGGAUAAGGGAGCCCCUCUGAGUAACUGGGAAACCUGGACAGCUCUGGAAACAUAUCUUCAGCUCCAGGAGGCCUUUGGGUGGGACCCAUUCAUCCAGCUCUUUGCUGACUACCAGGUCAUCACCAAGUAUCCCAGUGACAACGCUGGAAAGAUGAACCUAUGGAUGAAGAAGUUUUCUGAAAUAGUGCAGAAGAAUCUGGUUCCUUUCUUUAAAGCCUGGGGCUGGCCAAUCCAGAAGGAAGUGGCUAAUAGCCUGGCCUCCCUGCCAGAGUGGGAGGAAAAUCCCAUGAAAGAAUAUGUCAGAGACACCUCUGAACAUUCAUCCUCUAAAUGA
This is a messenger RNA of Oryctolagus cuniculus (rabbit), 2391 nucleotides long. The record is from RefSeq and is a predicted model, not a curated record. NCBI's taxonomy places the organism in Eukaryota, Metazoa, Chordata, Mammalia, Lagomorpha, Leporidae.